This is a messenger RNA of Lingula anatina, 4872 nucleotides long. RefSeq lists its product as uncharacterized. Gene Ontology annotation, molecular function: protein binding. Lineage: Eukaryota; Metazoa; Brachiopoda; Lingulata; Lingulida; Lingulidae. Gene Ontology annotation, biological process: signal transduction. The record is from RefSeq and is a predicted model, not a curated record.
GAAGAAGAAUAUUACCAGGCCUUGGCAACUAAUAUAGUUCAAGAACUGUUGUACAAGAAAAAACAAAGAGAAAAGGACAGUAAUGAAAAAGCAGGUCAAUCAGACAAUAAACGAAACAACAAGCUUCGUCCAGAGUCAAGAGGGGAAAGGUAGUGGCAACAGUCCAGGCACAGGGGGAGGAGACUUCUCCCUGCAGGAAGAGCUGUUGAAGGAGAUGCCAGAGAGAGUGGUACAGUUGGUACAGGAGAAGUGGAAGGAGAAACAAACUAACCAGUCCACAGCACCUACAGCAAACACCCCUAGUACUGCUGGCAAGAAUAUUAUUCUCAACAUAUGGGACUUUGCUGGUCAGGCUGUUUACUACACAACGCAUCAGGUUUUUCUGUCCUCAAGAGCAGUGUAUGUGAUUGUGUUCAACCUGUGUUUAGAUCUGGAUGCACCUGCCAAAAUGGUUGUAGAAGGAGAGGAAGAGCAGUCUCAGGGUGCAGAAAAUGAGCUGUCUAAUCUAGACUACAUGGACUUUUGGAUGAGUUCUAUUCAUGCCCAUGCUGCCCAGAAUACCAGAAACAGUGUGGAUAACAUGACGCUGUCGCCACCUAUACUUAUAGUAGGAACCCACCGAGAUAGCCUAAGUGACAAUCCAGAGGAGAGGCAAAAAUUGGUGGAGGAGAAGUUCAAGAGAAUACGUGAAAUCCUCAUGAACAAAUCAUACCAGAGACAUGUUGUGAAUCUUACAUUUGCCGUGGAGAACAACCUUCCUGAAGGGCAGAAGGAUGAGCAGCUAAUCCAGCUCAGACAGUACAUAGAAGAAGUGGCCAGUAGGGAGCCCUACAUGGGAGAACAAAUGCCAAUCAAAUGGCUGAAGUUUGAACAACUGGUGGAAAAGUUGGUGGAGCAGGGGACCAAUUUUGUUACUCUGGAGCAGAUCCGUGAGGUGGCCAGUGAUGCAGGGAUCACCAGUGACAGUGAGCUGAAGACAGUGCUGGAGUUCCACCAUGAUCUUGGUGUUAUCAUAUACUACGGUGAAAUGGCCACACUGGACAACACCCUGAGAAACACAGUGAUACUGAAGCCACAGUGGCUCAUUGAUAUGUUCAAGAGGGUCAUCACAGUGGUGGAGAAGAAGGAACAGUGGGGCGUGUAUGUGGAUUCCUGGAACAGACUAGAGCAUGAUGGAGUGCUGGAAGGAAGACUAAUAGAUCACAUGUGGAAGGAUUAUCUGGACCAGAAACCUGCCUUACUGGGACUCAUGGAAAAGUUUGACCUCAUUUGCCCAUGUCUUCCUCCAAAACAUCAAAGCCAAGAAAAUUCGACAAACCCUCCAGAAGUAUAUUACGUGCCUUCAUUACUCAAAAAGUGUCCUAUAGGCUCAGACAAUCUUUUCACUGUAAAAGAAAAAGAUGUUGUGUUCUACCUAGAUUUCAAUGGAUUUUUACCUGACGGUUUGUUCCACCGUCUGUUAACGCGAGCCUCUCGCUGGUGCCAGGAGUGUGGAGGAAUCAUGCCCAAGCUGUAUUACAGGAAGGCCCGCUUCUAUCUAGACAGUGAGCAUGACUUCCUACUGGAGAUGGAACCCAUGCUGGUGGCAAGGAUAAAGGUUUGUGUUCUGAGAGUGGCAGAGCUGGAAGAUUCAGAUGUGUCUUCACUUGGAACACAGGGAGAAAAGGCACUUCCUGCACCAGAUAUCACAGCUACAGCCAAGGUUCGGAAUUUUCUGGACUCCUCAUUAUCAGACCUUCGGGAAAUGUGGAUGAAAAGAAUUUCAUACAAAGCAGUAGUAGAAUGUCACUGCGAAAAGAAACAGAAAGUGCAACACUUUCUAAACCUGGAUGAGUGCCUGUCCAAUAAAAUUGUGUGCUGUGAUCAUCGCAGAAUCAAAACUAAUCAAUACAGAAAGUGGUUUCCUAGUCCAACACGCAUUGUGAAAGAAGGGCCUAUCCUCCCAGAGAGUAUCACAGAGGAAGGGGGUCUGACUUAUAUCCACAACCUAGAGGUGCAGAAGGGAAGUGAGCUGCCCUCAUGGGUCAAAGGUGCUGCAAAAUUGCUCAAUGGAGGAUCAGAGGGAAGAGACUGGACUGCCUUGGCUAAAAGAUUAGGUUACAAGAAGAACAAGAUAGAAAUGUUCAACAAUGACUUGAACCCUGCCCUUUCCCUGCUGACUGACUGGAUCAUAAGCAGUGGGAACACAGCCCUAUCUGUUGACAUGCUGGUCACUUACCUGGAACAGAUGCACUGUGAUGAUGUGGUGGACAUUAUAUUGAAAGGGCAAGAGGCAGAUGUGGACCCACCGCAGAUAUUUAUCAGCUACCAGUGGGACAUCCAGGACGAGGUGAAACUGAUGAGGGACAGGUUGGAGAAGAGUGGCUAUCAUUGCUGGAUGGACAUUGGUCAGAUGGGAGGUGGUGACCAACUCAAUGCCAAGAUUGAUGAAGGAAUCAGAAGUGCCAAAGUAAUAAUUGCCUGUGUUACACCCAAGUACAUUGUGUCCCACCUGUGUAACAGGGAGCUAAGUCUGGGAGACGUGCUCAGGAAACCCAUCAUUCCUGUCAUGUUUGACAAGGUGCCCUGGCCUCCUCCGGGAGGAAUGGCACUCAUGUUCUCACAGCUAGUCUACAUCAACAUGAAGGAGGUGGGUGGUCAUGGCGGCUCAGGUGUCCAUGCCGACCUGGAGGACAGGUACAGUGAGAUCAUGCAGCAGGUGUCCAGGUUUAGCACACCUGUACUACCCAAGGUGCGAGCAUCCUCAGUCAAAACCAACUCGGACAAGUCUCAUAACUCUCAGAGCACUGUGGGGUCAGAAUCUCACUUCAGUCUAACGCCCGAGCCUCCGUUAAUACAAGAGUACUAUGUGGGGAAUAGGCGGGCCAGUUUACAGGUGCCAGCCCUGAGGAAUGAUGAGAAUGCUGAGCCCAUGACAAGACACAGGAACACUGUAGAACAAGUCCAUGUGCAUAAGUGUGCAGUGUGUGUGAUAUUGUAAUAUCAUGUUUAUAGCAUUAUCAGUAUGCCAGUUAACAUGACAACAUUACGUAUUUGACCAAACACUGUGUACUGUGUCAAAUUGGUCAAUAAAAUAUUACAGGGUUUUGCUAGUCCAUGUUAUUCUGAAGUUAUAAACAGAAUAACAAAAUUCUGAUGUUAAAUAUGAAAUAUUUAUGUAUAACCUUGUAUGUAAAAAUCUUGUUAUACCUUAUGGGACCAUAAAGGGUAAUACUUACAGCUGAAUCUUACAUGUUUAUUGUUAGUGCCAGUCCAAUGGUUGUAAAUCUGCUGUUGUUAUAGCACCAUUUGAAACUUGGCAUAUUUGUAGAUUGUUGGCUUUUUGAUUUUGUUAGUUAUUCUUCAGAUAUUAAAAUGAAACUUGUGAUGAAAUUAUGGAAAGCCUACAUUACUUACCUGCUUCUGCUUAUGUGGCUUAAAAUACUUUAAGAAUCUUUUAAGUAUAGACCUGGAAAAAUUUGGUCUUAGAGUGAUUGACUGAAAUAAUGAGAAACAAUGAGUAUUUGAGAUACUUUUUAAGUAUUAACUAUUGCCACCACAGAUUGUUAAAAUAAUUGACAAAGCAAUCAUAACUUGCUCAAAGGGUCUAGUUAUCCCCUCUCUUUUAGAGAAAAAAGAAAAGAAAAGAAAAGGUAUGGGACUUCAACUUAAUUUGAUAAAAUCCUUAACACUGUAUGUACAAGGUAGAUUAAUAACUUGUAUGGUAUGGUUUAAUCCCUCUGGCAGGUUAUGGAAUAAUUUUUUUAAAUGGUUUCUGCAUCAUUCAAGACUAAAGCUGGUGCAAUUAUGCUGUAAACUUCAUAAUAUGAAUCAAGUGAAUAAGGACAAAACUCCUUUCAACAUUGUUUUUUGAUUUGUACUUGUUAAUCAAGUUUGCUGUUAAUCUUCAUCUUUUGCUAAAUAGUGAGGGAGAAGGACAGAUCAGAUGCUCAGAUAAGCUCAUUUUCAUUUGAGUUUUUAAAAUAGAAGCAUGAUGUUAAAAUUAUCAUUUAAAGGAGAGAAACAUGAGGGGCAAAUUAUUGUAACAAAAUACUAAAUUGAAAGAAAUUUCGAUCUUUUUUCAAUGCCACAUUCAUCUCUUUAACCAUUUAUUUAAAACUUAACCAAAUAAGUUUUUGUCUUUAUCUUGAAGACUGAGAUGAACAAAAUCAUUCACAAAAUUUAAGUGUAUUUUGAUGAGAAAAAAAAGUUCCCAUGUGUUUUUUUUUUUCAUGUGCAAUAUUGCAGGAUGUAGAUGAAACAGAAUGUUUGAAUUGUACAUCUGUGAAUGUUUUUCUACUGAAAGUUUUAAUUUUUCACCAUUAGAUUACAAUUUUACCAUUUAAUGAGACUUAUUUUUAAUAGUAUUUUUAUCCUGUUCCUUUGGAGUUUUUCUCAUUUUUGUGCCAUUCGUGCCCUUGACAAUUAAGUUGUACUGAAAGAAUGGACUUUAUUUGGAAAGGAUGGGGAUCUUUUUGACCUUGUUCAAAAACCGAUCAGUGUUCAAGCUUGUCAUUGUUAUUCUACAGGUUGUGGGUGGUCCUUCUUUGAAAUUAAAUUUGCACCUGCAUAAUUUUCGUGGCAAAAAGGGUUAAUAAAAAAUAGCUUUUUUAUUAAAUUUAUUAAAAUUCACGUAAAUUUAAAAGUUAGACCAAAGGAUGUUAAGAUCUGAGCAUACAGACAUUCUUGAUGUUGUGUUUGUGCUUCAUGCCAGCUGAUAUUUUGGAUAAUUUAUUAAAGGUAGUGGUAAAGUAUGGUUACAUUAGGAUUUUGGUUGUAGAUGUGUUUUAGCAUGCUACAGGCCAUAUCAGAACAGACUGCUGGGCAGUAUUGAUGAGUAUGAAUGUUAUGUACAAUGUAUGACAAUUAUGUUUCAGUAAAAAAAAAAAAAAA